AUGUCGACAAAUGCCUUGUUGAACAAAAGACGAGCGCCACAGCUCGAAAAUGACCAGAUGGAGAUAAAGGUGGAAGACGAGUUAGAGUGGUAUCUCACGCUUACGCCACAGGAUUUUGUUAUAAAUAAGGACGACUGCUAUGGCAGAGCAAUUCGUCGUCGUGCCGCAGUGAGACAGCCAAAUCCCCAUUUAGAGACAGCUUAUUCAUCUUCAAAGGACUGUAAGGAGACGAAGCAGGCCUUGGUUAAAGAGGUGAGCUCUAGUAUUUCGUUUCAAUUUAACUGCCAUCACUGCAUCUUCACCGCAAAACGGAAAAAGGCCAUAAUUGAGCAUUUAAAAGUGCAUCGUGCGAUGCCUAAAUUUAAAUGUGAUCGGUGUGACUAUACUUCCAAGUGGAAAGGUAACGUACUCAGACACACGGAGCAGUGGCACGAUUCGAAACAGUUCAAAUGUGCACAGUGUGAUUUCGCUACGGGUCGCAAACAACAAUUCAACAGUCACGUGAGAGAUACUCAUCCGAGAGAAUUUAAAUGUGAACAGUGCAAUUACGUUUCGAAUUCGAGAGAGUGUAUCAUUUCGCACAUAACUGGCACCCAUGGUCCCAGACACUUUAAAUGUGAACUAUGCAAUUACACGGCUAGUCGGAAAUCUAACUUGAUGAGUCACAUUGAAUCGCUGCACGGGUUUGCAUUGUUUAAAUGUGAACGUUGCAAGUUCACCACUAAAUGGAGGGCCAGUCUGAGCAUACAUGUGAGGUCCUGUCACGAUUGGACCGAAUUUAAAUGCCAACAGUGCGAUUUUAACACUAAAGCGAAGGAAAACCUCGUCCAACAUGUGAAAGGACGACACGGUUUCGACGUGUUUAACUGCGAUCUGUGCACCUUCACGGCAAAAAGGCAAAAAUUUCUAAACGCGCACAUGAGGAAACAUCACAGUCCGGAAGUGCUGAAAUGUGAACAGUGCGAUUACACCACGAGCUACCAGCCGUACUUGAACUACCACGUGAAGGGCCGCCACAGUUCGAAGCAAUUCAAGUGUAAACAUUGCAGCUACGUCACAAAGUGGAACACGAACCUCGCCAAGCACGUGCGGUGGAAGCACGGCACGGAUCGUUUUAACUGCGAUCGCUGUGAGUACCACUCCAAAAGCAAGGGGGACCUUAAGCGGCAUUUGAACUCGCGCCAUGGCACCGACGCGAACAAAGUGAAAUGCGAAAUGUGCGAGUUCUCCACGAAAUGGCACAGUAAUUUAAAUAGGCACGUUAAAGUGUGUCGGAAGACGGCGAAAAACAGUUUAAUCGCACAUGUCGGAGAGCACCGUUAA
Molecule: messenger RNA, 1323 nt
Organism: Photinus pyralis (common eastern firefly)
Lineage: Eukaryota; Metazoa; Arthropoda; Insecta; Coleoptera; Lampyridae
Product: RE1-silencing transcription factor-like
Exons: 1
Coding region: 1-1323 (440 amino acids)
Biological process (GO): regulation of gene expression
Cellular component (GO): nucleus
Source: RefSeq, a predicted model, not a curated record